This is a messenger RNA of Hibiscus syriacus, 1604 nucleotides long. RefSeq names its product purple acid phosphatase-like. The transcript is spliced from 8 exons. Gene Ontology annotation, molecular function: metal ion binding; acid phosphatase activity. NCBI's taxonomy places the organism in Eukaryota, Viridiplantae, Streptophyta, Magnoliopsida, Malvales, Malvaceae. The coding region runs from base 93 to 1496 and encodes 467 amino acids. The record is from RefSeq and is a predicted model, not a curated record.
UACACAUAAGAAUUACGUGGAAGGAACAAAACCAUAGUGAUCUGCUCCAUUAGAUAGGCUGAAAACUUGAAGGGUUUCAACUUUCAAGUCCGAUGGCGCUGCUUAGAGUAUUGAACUCUUUCGCCAUUUGUUUUCUGUGUUUGAUAUUGAGUUCAUGUGGGUUCUGCACUGGAGGAAUAACUGGUAACUUUGUUAGAAAAAAGUAUUCUCCUGAUAUGCCACUUGACAGUGAUGUUUUCCAAGUUCCUCCUGGUUAUAAUGCACCUCAACAGGUUCAUAUAACACAAGGGGAUAUUGAUGGGAGGGGAGUGAUAAUCUCCUGGAUAACUGCUGAUGAACCUGGGUCCAACACAGUUCUUUACUGGUCUGAAAAUAGCAGUCAUAAGAAUCACGCCGAGGGAAUAUUUGUGAGAUAUAACUUCUUCAAUUACUCCUCAGGUUACAUUCAUCACUGCACCAUCGACAAGUUGGAGUAUGACACCAAAUACACAUAUGAUAUUGGAUUAGGGGAUUCGUCAAGACAAUUCUGGUUUGUGACUCCUCCAAAAGCUGGCCCUGAUGUUCCUUAUACUUUUGGUCUGAUAGGGGAUCUUGGUCAAACACAUGAUUCAAAUGUUACACUCGCACAUUAUGAAUCAAAUCCAAAGAAGGGAAGAACAGUGUUGUAUGUGGGGGAUCUCUCGUACUCGAAUGACUAUCCGUUCCAUGAUAAUUCAAGGUGGGAUACGUGGGGAAGAUUUAUAGAGCGGAAUGCUGCUUACCAGCCUUGGAUUUGGACUGCAGGGAACCAUGAGAUCGAUUUUGCUCCUGAACUUGAAGAAACUACACCCUUUAAGCCUUAUACGCACCGGUAUUAUGUACCGUUCAAAUCGUCACGAAGUACUUCUCCGUUAUGGUAUUCGAUCAAGAGAGCUUCAGCUUAUAUCAUUGUUCUGUCUUCUUAUUCUGCAUAUGGAAAAUCUACUCCUCAAUACAAAUGGCUAAGGAACGAGCUACCAAAGGUGGAUAGAAGUGAGACUCCAUGGCUGAUUGUUCUAAUGCAUUGCCCACUCUAUAAUAGUAAUUCACAUCAUUUCAUGGAAGGAGAAACCAUGAGAGUGGUGUUUGAGUCAUGGUUUGUCAGGUACAAAGUAGAUGUCGUAUUUUCUGGUCAUGUUCAUGCCUACGAGCGAUCCAAAAGUGUAUCCAAUAUUGCAUACAAUAUUUUGAAUGGGCAGUGUACUCCUGUUAAUGACCAGUCAGCACCAGUUUACAUAACAAUUGGUGAUGGUGGAAAUCACGAUGGACCAGCUCUAGGAAUGGUGGAACCACAGCCAAGCUUCUCAGCCUAUAGGGAUACAAGUUUUGGUCAUGGUAUUUUCGAUAUAAAAAACCGGACACAUGCUUAUUUCGGUUGGCAUCGUAAUCAAGAUGGAUAUGCUAUCGAAGCUGAUUCUUUCUGGUUUCAUAACAGAUACUGGAAUCCCUAUGGGAAAUCUUUUGUAGCUUCAUAUUAGUCGGUUAUUUAUCUGAUUAAAUUAGUUCAGGAAUACUCUGUACCUUAUUUUCGUAGGUAUUUUCCAGCAAUAUAAUAGUUAAUUGGAACAUGCAUGGUCUUGGUUUAA